AUGACAAGUCCGAGCCCAGGUGGCUUUCUGCCUCACCAAACCCUCCCGUCUGCCGCACCGUCGUCAGCGUCCUAUAGACUGGCAUAUGACCUGCCACAUCCCCGGGGUAAAUCACUUCGGCCAGGAUCCAGCAAGGAAAAUUUGACCAGGAGAUAUGUUGAGGAGAGGCUCUUGCAUACGUCGCGGCGAUAUGUCAAGAAGUUUGGUAACCCGGAAGCAGGUGACGAGGUGGUUGGGUACAAGUCGUUUAGCGAAGUGUGUCGAGAUCUUGACUCCGUCGUCAAUGUGCUCUGGCUCUCGGGAACUCCGAGCUUGCAGAUACCGUUCAUGCUCAAGCUAGCCAGCGACUUCACUCAGUAUGUGCGGUCAUUCCCGCCGGCACCAAAGGCAUCGUUCGAGAUCCUAGGUAAGCUCGACCACUGCUUCUCCAGCCUGUUAGCCGGUAGCGACAUCCAAACGGGAGAAGCCUUGCCAGGGUUCGAGAAUGGUCUUCGGGCUGGCAUGACCGUCACCGAUAUGGUACGCUGUCGAAGUCUGGUAGAGCAGACCCGCGUCUUGAUGGUUGAAGUGCUUAGCGGGGUUCCUGAAGAUGAGGAAGAGGAGGAUGAAGACGACGACGACGAAGACGACGACGAUGAUGACAGAGACGAAACUGUCGACACAGAAGAGUCCGAUUACCCCCAACACUAUGUCAGAGCGGUGGCCACCCUGCAAGAUGAUGACGAUGAUCUUUUACAUCUGGACGCCGCGAGGAUCUAUCAGAACACCAUUGUUAAGCUGAAUGAGCGAUUGGGAGAUCCGUUGAAGGACAUGAGUAUGAUUGCAGACUGUCGCUGA
Molecule: messenger RNA, 837 nt
Organism: Geosmithia morbida
Lineage: Eukaryota; Fungi; Ascomycota; Sordariomycetes; Hypocreales; Bionectriaceae
Exons: 2
Coding region: 1-837 (278 amino acids)
Cellular component (GO): transcription factor TFIIH holo complex
Source: RefSeq, a predicted model, not a curated record